This is a messenger RNA of Photinus pyralis (common eastern firefly), 2930 nucleotides long. RefSeq lists its product as uncharacterized. Gene Ontology annotation, biological process: transmembrane transport; monocarboxylic acid transport. The record is from RefSeq and is a predicted model, not a curated record. Gene Ontology annotation, molecular function: monocarboxylic acid transmembrane transporter activity. Lineage: Eukaryota; Metazoa; Arthropoda; Insecta; Coleoptera; Lampyridae.
GGGUGCGUUUUUGAGAGUGCUGGCGAUUUUAGUUUAUAAAGUUUAUUCAACCUUUCGAUUAUUAUUUUUUUAAUCUGAAAAAAUAGAAUUCGCUCAUUUGCGGUAUGUUAUAUUUUCGUUUUUGCAUAUGCAUUGUUCGGAUGUGAAGCUACGUUAAGGGUGCAGUGUCAUUUUUUUUUUCAUCAAAGCGUGACUUUGUUAACGUUAUUUAUAACAUUUAAUCAGUACGAGUAUAAUGUAACUUUAUGUUGUUUAAACUUAGUGGAUCGUGUGAAUUGCUUGAUGGCAUCACUAUAAUUAUAAUGUGAUUCCCAAUAAACUGAUAUCGUCGAUUAAAUGACAUGUUUUCUAAUCCAGUAGGCAACUAUAAUCUGGAAGAAUGACGUCCAUCCUCAAGGAUAGCCUGCAGUCUCCGUGGUUUGACCGUCCCACGUAUGGCACUACAUCCUCAAAGCAUUAAAAAUCGGCGUCCGCCGAUGAUCAGCCGCAUGAUAUCACUGAUAACUCUAAUACGUCUUGCGUUUUUGCGCAGACAGUUUCGUAGGGAUCUCCUAGAAUGGCCAAAUACACCAUGGACUCUAUAUCUCAACUUUCGGCUUCCGACAUUAAUCGAGUGAAUAAUAAUAAUAAUAAGCAAAUGAAUAAAAGUGCUUGUAGUGAAAAUGUAUUUGGUAAUUCUAGUGUAAAUAAUACAACAGAAGCCUUCCAUGAGUCCAGCACGUGCGCUAAUUCUAAAUUAUCUAGUAGAAGCUUUAAAUGUAGCAAUAACGAUCUUGAAAGUAACGUACCUAGUAUUAAAUCUAACGGCAGUCUUUACACGAGCAACAUACUAAGUAGCUCGGCGGAAAUGGCACCUCUCCUACAAACUGGCAAACAGUCGAAGGAGAAUCGCGCCGCUUUGAAACUGCAGUUAAACGAAAACUCGGUCAGUAGCAAGCCGAAGCUGGUAAUUAAAACGAUUCACGAGAAUCCCAUUCAUCGUGCACGGGAGAGCCCGCAAAGGAAAGCGGCGGACGAAGAAGAUCGGCCAGUUCUUCACGUGCAGUUCGACAGCGAAGAGCGAGAGGCGGAUAGUAGCCUGCCGGCCAAGGAACCAUGCCUUACACCCACCGCUAGCGUAUCCUCUAGUUCGAGCUCUAGUUCCAGUAGCGAAUCCAUAGAAUUAUCAGAAGCCCGACCGCCAGAUGGAGGUUGGGGCUGGGUGAUAGUCGCAGUUUCUUUUAUAGUCAACGUGAUUGCCGAUGGGAUCACUUUUAGUUUCGGUGUCAUAUUCCCUGAGUUUCUGAAUUAUUUUGGGGAAGAUCGUAGCAAAACUGCUUGGAUUGGGAGCUUAUUCAUGGCAAUGCCGUUAUUGUCUGGUCCGAUUGCCAGUUUCCUGACGGACAGAUACGGAUGUAGAUCGGUCACGAUUGUCGGUUCUCUACUGGCAUCCUCCGGGUUUGUCUUAAGCUCGUUCGCGAACAGCACCGAAGUUCUGUAUCUAACUUUCGGAGUGCUGGCCGGUUGCGGAUUGAGUUUGUGUUACGUGGCUUCCGUCGUGAUUGUCGCCUAUUACUUCGACAAGAAGAGAUCGUUUGCGACUGGGCUUGCCGUUUGCGGAAGCGGAAUCGGGACUUUUAUCUUCGCGCCUUUGAUUCAAGGGUUGCUGAAGGAGUACGGAUGGCGAGGUACAACUUUAAUUUUAGCCGGAAUAUUUUUAAACUUGGCUGUGUGCGGAGCAUUAAUGCGAGACUUGCCUUGGACUUCCUACAAAAACAAAUCCGCCGCGCGCGAACGGAAACGGAAGCGUAGCAUACGAAGGAAAAGAAACGACUCAUCGGCGGAUACGUUUUCAGUGAGCAACAGCACUAACACUGCCAGCGCUUUACAGCCGAUAGUUGAAAGUAACGAAAACGGUGAAACUGACGAAGACAAACAGACUGAACAAGAUCGAAUGUCCAGCUCAUUGGUGAACUUGCCCACUUUCGUACGCAAUGGAGAAAAAGUGCCAAUAGAAGUUUUAGAGUUACUGUCGACCCACAAAAAUGUUUACAACGUUCUUCUACAAAAUUACCCGAGCCUUCUAGCUCCAUCGAGGAGUUUUAGUGAUUCCGGUAGGUUACACAAAGCUCACUUGGCUGUUAAAACACCUCUACCACCUUCGCCUCUUACCGAUAAAGUUCCUCCAGUGCCUUCAAUAUCACCGACAACAACCGACGGUGCUUACCUAUGGUGGUUGAAGAGGAACGAAAUAACACCACCUAGAUUACCUCCGCAAAAAAGACUGCCCACUGCCUAUUUAAAAGAUUUGCGAGUGCACAGAUUGUCACUGACCUACCGAGGGGCGAUGCUCAACAUAAACAGGUACCGCUUGAGGGCCUCCUCCUGUCCGGACAUUUACCGAAAUUCGAUGACGACGAUCGCCAAGGAGAAAAUGCAGUGGUACGCGGGACUGUGGGAUCUUUGGGAUCUGGUGGUCGACAUAAUCGAUUUCUCCCAUUUCGCCAACGCAAAAUAUUUACUGUUCGCAAUUUCGAAUUUCCUUUUGUACACGUGGUACGACGUCGAAUACAUGUACUUAAACGAUCACGCGCUGGGCUUGAAGAUCUCGGAGGAGGACGCUUCGAUGCUCAUUUCGGUUAUAGGCAUCGUUAAUAUGUUUGGAGAGAUUAUCCUAGGAUGGGCCGGAGAUCGUCCUUGGAUUAAUCCUAGCGUAGUUUACGCGAUUUGCAUGUGCUUGUGCGGUGCGGUUAUUGCGCUUGUGCCGCUAUUGGAUAGCUAUUUGUCGCUAUGUUUGGUCGCCGGAGGAUUUGGAUUUUUUAUUGCAGCCAAUUAUUCAUUGACUUGUAUUAUAUUAGUCGAGCUGAUAACGUUGGAACGAUUUACAAAUGCCUAUGGACUUUUAUUACUUGUACAAGGUGUUGCUAAUCUGAUAGGACCACCAAUUGCAG